Molecule: messenger RNA, 2182 nt
Organism: Eleginops maclovinus (Patagonian blennie)
Lineage: Eukaryota; Metazoa; Chordata; Actinopteri; Perciformes; Eleginopidae
Gene: ackr4a
Product: atypical chemokine receptor 4a
Exons: 2
Coding region: 632-1744 (370 amino acids)
Biological process (GO): cell chemotaxis; positive regulation of cytosolic calcium ion concentration; immune response
Cellular component (GO): external side of plasma membrane; membrane
Molecular function (GO): C-C chemokine binding; scavenger receptor activity; C-C chemokine receptor activity
Source: RefSeq, a predicted model, not a curated record
UGUUUUUGGGUUUAUUAUUUUUACUGAAAUCUUCCAGAUGAGAGAAGAUCUGAGUGGAUGAAACAUUUCUAUACACGAGUCACCAUCAGUUAUGUUAACAUACAGUACAGCUCAAAGGAGGUAUACUGGAAACACUGAAGCACUUAACUAGUAUAUUUAUUGGGUACUUUUUAAAGUAUUUUUACUUUUUCUGCUACUUAAUACUCCUGCUUCACUACAAGGGCAACGUCUUACUCCUCCUACAGAUUUAACCUCAAACUAAAUGUAAUUAACUUUUAAUUUACUGUCCCAUUAACCAUCUCAUCACUCCAAUAUUUACCACGUGACCACUUGACAAAACAAACUGUAUAAAAGUCUUGAAAUUAGAUCCACCUGGUGCGAACACGAAAUAUUAAUGCAUCAUUAAUAUGACCAGAUAAUAUUAAUGCAGAGGCCGCAGCACAAGGUUUUUAUUUUUAUUUUUUUACAAAGCUGGGUUUUGUGACUUCCCGCAUCCCACCCACUUGUGCUGCGCUGGAGAAAAAUCAAACAAACCCUUCUCUGCAGAAAAGCACGUAGUCUGAGCGCUUUGUGCUUCCAUGGCAAACACAGACGGGACAGAUAGGAGAAUCACCCUCUUUAUCUGACUAUCAUGGAUGUCUCAGGGGAAUACGACUACUUAUACCAUGAAAACAUCAGCUUCAACUUCAGUUACGACGACUACCCGGCCCUCUGUGAGAAGGCUGAUGUCCGCUCCUUCGCAGCCCUCUUCCUCCCCGUCAUUUACACAGUAUGUCUGGUGUUGGGGCUGGCAGGAAACGGCUUAGUCGUGGCGGUCUACGCCUACCACAAACGCCUAAAGACCUUAAUGGACGCCUUCCUGACCCACCUGGCUGUGGCCGACCUGCUGCUGCUCUUCACGUUGCCUUUCUGGGCUGCAGAUGCAGCGAGGGGCUGGGAGCUGGGCCAGGUCGUCUGUAAGAUGGUGUCGGCCUGCUACACGGUCAACUUCACCUGCUGCAUGAUGCUGCUCGCCUGCAUCAGCCUGGAUCGAUACUUGGCGUUAGCCAGGGCACAGGGAAGGGAACACAGUGGGCGCCUGCAGAGGAUUUUCUCCAGGAGACACAGCUGGAGGAUUUUUUUUGUGGUUUGGGCGACUGCUUUUUUACUCGGACUUCCUGAUUUGAUCCUCUCAGAAGUGAGAUGGGCAUCUAACAGGAGCGUCUGUCUGGCCGUCUACCCUGCAUCCAUGGCUCGAGAAGGGAAAGCUGCUCUGGAGAUGGCCGAAGUGCUGCUGGGUUUCCUGCUUCCUCUCCUGGUGAUGGUGGUGUGUUACUGCAGUGUGGGCCGCGCACUGAAGGAGCUUCCCGCGGAGAGCAGAGGCAAGAAAUGGAAAGCUCUGCGUGUCCUUCUAACAGUGGGGGGGGUGUUCGUGGUCACCCAGCUGCCUUAUAACGUGUUGAAGGUCUACCGAGCAAUGGACUCAGUCUACGCAUUGGUGACCCACUGUGGGACGAGUAAAGUGCUGGAUCGGGCGGCUCAGGUGACAGAGAGCUUGGCCCUCACUCAUUGCUGCCUCAACCCUAUCCUCUACGCCUUCGUGGGGUCGUCCUUCAGGCAGCACAUGGGGAAAGUGGUCAAAAAGUUUGGCGAGAAGAGAAGACAGAGAAGGAAGAGGACAGAAAACCCUGCAGAGGAAGUACAGAUGGAGAUGUCAUUUAACUCCCACAGUGCAUCUCAAGAGACAAACACAUUCUCAAUAUGAUUCAAAAUCAGUCAUUAUCACUCAUUUAGUAAAGUAGAAGAACAGUAGAGGCAUGAGUGAUGAAUGGAAAUGGAUUUGGCUUUAUGUUUUGAGUAUAUUAAAUGAACCAUUUGUACUUCUACUUAAAAGUUUUACAGAAUUAUAAAAAAGCACUCAUUGCAGGAUAACUUACAAGCUUGAAUCUGGUUGUUUUGUUCUUCCUCCAGAUCUGAGAUAACAGACAUUCCUCAGGAUUUCACAAGACACAUCAACUGUUUUUUCCAGAUGCGCUCACAGUACAAAAAGUUAACAAAGAAACUUGAACUUGAUACUCUUCAUCACACACUUAACGAAUGAACUGGAACCCAGCUGCUUUGGAAAAACAACUUUGAAACUUGUUUAGAUUCAUGAUUGUUUUAAUUGUAAAUCAACUCAAAUAAACACUCCUUCUUUACUUGA